Molecule: messenger RNA, 507 nt
Organism: Sphaerulina musiva SO2202
Lineage: Eukaryota; Fungi; Ascomycota; Dothideomycetes; Mycosphaerellales; Mycosphaerellaceae
Exons: 3
Coding region: 1-507 (168 amino acids)
Source: RefSeq, a predicted model, not a curated record
AUGAGCUUUGCCCAAAAGCUGGUGCCCGCAGCGGCACUGAUUGGUCUUUCAAGCGCGUCCUUUCUCACGGCCUACAUUUACUCCUUCUCAGUCCUGACAAUUCCAGUCGUGGAGACAGGCGCCACGAAAGACUCAGCUACCUUUACUGCAAAGCAAUGGAGCAAAGCGUUCAACCUCGGAAAGUCAUUUGCACCACCUUUUGCCAUCACCUGCGCAGCAUGCUUUGGAUUUCUAGCGUUCCAGAGCCGCUAUCCAAUAUCUCCUUCAGUCCUAUACGCAACAGCAGCAGUCAUCGCACCCUCCAUCGUCCCCUACACAAUCGCAGUCAUGGGCCCUACAACUCUCACACCUCUCGAAGCUAGAGCCACGGGAGCUUCUGGUGCACCUGGUGACCAGGAAACACUCGAUUUGAUCAAGAAGUGGAGUGGGCAGAAUACUGUGCGAGCUGGAAUGGUUGGCACUGCGGCUGUCAUGAGUGCUUUGGCCAUUCUUGCCCAGGUAGCGUAG